Messenger RNA from Macadamia integrifolia, 2154 nucleotides. Its product is annotated as trimethylguanosine synthase-like. Lineage: Eukaryota; Viridiplantae; Streptophyta; Magnoliopsida; Proteales; Proteaceae. Gene Ontology annotation, biological process: 7-methylguanosine RNA capping; 7-methylguanosine cap hypermethylation. The record is from RefSeq and is a predicted model, not a curated record. The coding region runs from base 255 to 941 and encodes 228 amino acids. Gene Ontology annotation, molecular function: RNA cap trimethylguanosine synthase activity. The transcript is spliced from 6 exons. Gene Ontology annotation, cellular component: nucleus.
ACCACCCAUCCGGUGUAAGACAGUAUCGCCUCAAUCCACUCCUUGGCUAAGUCAGUUCUGCCAAGCUGAUGCCUUGGUCUGUAACGUUUUAUUUUUUAAAUAAGAUUUUGCAUUACCAAAAAAAAAAAGAUAUGAUGAAGCUGAAUGCCCAUGAGGGGAUAUGAAUAAACUAUUCCUGCUCUCUUCCUCUUCUCUUCACUCUCUUCUCUGUUCCUGUAGUGACUGAGGCGCUACAUUUUGAUUCCCUGAUUGCGAUGGCUCGGAGUGCUCGUUCCAAGAAACGCAAGCGCAGCAAGCAGAGAGUCAAAGCCAUUGCAGAAGAGCCCUUCAACGAAGAACCAGUUGGUCCACUUGUUGAGAAGUAUUGGCUUCAACGUUAUAGUCUCUUCUCGAGGUACGACGAGGGCAUUAAAAUGGACGAAGAAGGUUGGUUUUCGGUGACUCCGGAAAAUAUUGCAAUGAAUCAUGCUCAGAGGUGUGGUGGAGGAAGCGUGAUCGACGGCUUCACUGGGGUUGGUGGCAAUGCCAUUCAAUUUGCUAGAAUGUGUUACCAUGUUGUUGCUAUUGAUAUUGAUCCUAGAAAGGUUCAAUUAGCUUAUAAUAACGCGAAAGUUUAUGGAGUAGAAGAUUACAUUGAUUUUGUAAUUGGAGAUUUUUUCAAACUUGCUACAUCUCUGAAGGGAGAUGCAGUGUUUCUCUCACCACCAUGGGGAGGCCCAGCUUACAGAACCGUGGAGAAUUUUACCCUUGAUCUGCUCAAGCCGAAAGAUGGGUAUUCCAUAUUUCAAGUAGCUCAAAAAAUAACUCCUAAUAUUAUAAUGUUCUUGCCUCGAAAUGUUGACUUACAACAAGUUGAAGAACUUUCUUGGUUAUCUUCCCCUCCUUUAAAUAUUGAGAUUUACUCGUGCAGAUUGAAGAGAGUUAUGUACAUUGCAAUUUAAAGGGGACGACUGCUUACUUUGGUGGUACUGCGUUGGGGAAGCCUGAUGUUUCUUAAUUGUGUAGAGUUACAACAUUGUAAGUAUUAAUUGUUUGCCAAAUAUGUGAAUUGAAUGUACCGAUACCUUUUUACCAGAACGUGUGUCCUCAUCCCUGUUCUUUGGUAUGUUUAUAUUUUUGCUGGUUAAAUUGCAAGUGUCUUAUUAGCAGCAUGGUGAUGGCUGUGUGCAUCUAAUUUUUUUCUCAUCUUCUCCUGUCUUUUUGGUGAUUUCUGAAGGUAUCUUCCACCCAAUUCCUUAUGUGCCAUCAUUGGUCCAGUACAUGUAAGUCAUUCCAGAGAUGUAAUGCUUAAGCUUUGAAGAUGAUUGGAACUCUAUCUUGUGGAAAAAGGUCUAAACCAUGCAGAAAUGUAACUUGAUUUUGCUUUGCUGCUUUCCUGUAUCUUUAAGUACAGAUGCAGCUAUGCAGGGAAAAACUCCCUGAGAUGCCCAUGCUUCUUCCAUAUCAUAUAUCGAAGCAUAUACUAUUUUACUGUUAUUUAAUAUAUGCAUGACGUGGAAACUCCUCUAAUAUUGCUUGUCUACAUCUCCAAACCCCGAGUUUGUCAACUGACACAGAACAUUUUUAUGUAGUAGAAGAGUUGCUUUCCGAAAACAGGGCGGGAUGAAGAGAAUCGCUGUUUCAAUGGGUUCUUCUUCAUAGUUCAUUUAUCUCAUGGUGUAUUGGCUUGCCAUUUAAGUUGUCUGAUAGAGCUGGGGCAAAAUUUAGUCUUGGGUUGUCAACUUAUCUUGGAAGAUCUGGAAAAUAGACCGAAAGUAUUGGCUGAAUUCAAGAGCCCCCUGGCGUACGCAUGCAGGUAUUUUGUAGUAGCUUGCUGCAUGGCCAGCUGUAUGGUUGGCUUAAGGGUCCAGAUCAUUCCUCCCUGGGAGGAUCUUUGUCUCCGUCUUGUAAAAUUCACAUUGUCUGCAAUAUGUGGCCCCCUGGUACUCAGAUACCACAGGUACAGAUGAAUUCAGCUGCUUCCUCCUAAGAUCUGAUAUUGUCAGCUUUCUCUGGACUUUAUUUCUCUUCAGUAUUUGCCUUCCAAAUUUUGGCUCUCAGUGGGAGUUAUUCGGGCUUUAUGAUGAGGUAAUGUCUGAUAUUGUGCACAAUGAUGCUGCAUUCUCGCUACCAAUUGGUGGCAAUGGGCUGAUUUAGUAAUGUUUCAUAUAGAUA